GUCUCUAACAAAUUGCCCUGCCCACAGAAUUUAGAACAAUUUCAGAAAUGUGGCUUUAGAGAAACAGCUGAUUACAGCGCAAGUUAAGAAAAGGAAUCUCAACGUCAGAUGCCCAGAUGAAGAUGACUAGCUGUGGGAUUGUGAAGCUCAAUGUGGGUGGAGAGAUCUACACCACCACCAAGGCCACAUUGUGCAAGUACCCCAGCUCCAUGCUAGGGGCCAUGUUUAACGGGAGUAUGUCACCCAGCCUAGAUGAAAAUGGGUGCUUCUUCAUAGACAGGGAUGGUGAAUUGUUUAAGUACAUUUUGAAUUAUCUAAGAUCUUCAAGGUUGUCUGUACCUGCUGGAUUCAAAGACUUAGACCAGCUGUCUGCUGAGGUGGACUUUUAUCAGAUAACUCCGCUGAUUGAUGCUAUAGAGUUGUUACGACUACCGGAGCCUGUCCAAAAGGUGCGUGUUCGAUACCUAGAAGUCAUCGAGGUAAGAACUGGUAAUCUGGCUACCAUGCCAACCAUGAACUCUCGAAUAAAAACAAUCAUAUCAGGAAGGAGAGACGUCAUACAUAGGUAUCUCUCACUGCAUCAAAUUCAUCCAGCUGAACGUGAGCGCCUGCAGCUUAAUUCAGGCAAGGACUAUACGGAAAUAGCACUAACAGGCAGCAAUGUGCGUCUACAGGUGGGCGAGUGCCUGCGAAACCAGGGAUGGAAUCUCUCUGAGUCACAGAUGUCGACCUUUCCAUCAGGGGAGGCGAUUGUGCACAACUACAAGGACCGCUGGAGUCUCACCGUUGUGAAGGAGGACAGCCUAGAGGAAAGCCAGUGUAACUCUGUAGAAGAUGAAACAAUAGAAGAACUGUCGUUGCUAAGUGGGGGUGAUGACUAGCAGCCCUUGGUUGUUCACAAUUUGUGUUGCAUCACAGGUCAUUUGGCCCUAUGUUGAUUUUUGGUAAUUUUGAGUUGAGAUAAAUAUUUUUUAUUCUCAGUGCAACUCUGAAAGUCAUUUUUCCAAACCAAGACUUAAGACUUUGGGCCAAAAUUGCUCAGACACAUUUUAAACUUUUUGAUACUUAAUUGACAUGACGCCGAACAACCCUGAUUUAAAUAUUCGUUACUGUAAGACUGCCCUUAUAGCUCAGUGGUAGAGCGUCUGUUUUGGGUGCGGAAGGUAGCAUGUUCAAACCCUGACCGCAUCAAACAAAAGGCAUUAAAAUAUGGUCCGAGUAGCUCCCUUGCCUAGCAUUGGCAUAAAAAGGGUAGUACUGGGAAAAUAGUGUACUCAGUACUGGUUAAGCCCAGGAAAGUUGUAUCCCAUGUAUUUGUGCUUUACCCCUGAGCAUGUUAAAGAACCAAGAUGUCUCUUCGCAAAGAGCUAGGAUAUUGCACCAGGAUAUCUUGUAUCUCACUCUGUUUAAGUCCUCUAAGAUCACUAAACUCUGGAUCUGACUGGCAAUUGCAGUCACUUCUAACUCAUGUAUACUCCAAAGAAUUUUGUCCUGACAAUGACGUUCAAUCAAUGACAAACAUGGCAUCGACAAGUACAUCAAUGUACCUUUUGAGUGGGUGUCCAUGUAUAUUUCGAUAAUAAUAUAUAGCUAUAAGACACUCAGAUUACUUUUUUCGUAAGUGAAUUCUAGAUAUGUGUAUCCAAUAUUACGAAAAAUUACCAAAAUAAUAUACGUUCUUUAACGUGCAUCUUCUUUUCAUAGCACGGACACACAUAAGGUACAUCCACCUGUUAACAUGAUGUGCUGGGCAUUGAUAUCAAGCAAUCGUGCUUUAUUCCAAGACACAGCGUUCAUAGAAUUAUAACAACAAUGUGAUAUGUAAAUGAUACAAUGCUUAAUAAUAUAUAAGGAUAAUCUUAUGCGGAUACAACAUACUUCAUCCGGGCAGACCUUGAUGAACUCAAAUUAAUAACAAUAACCAACUUAUGGCACGUGAUAACCCUGUGUGGACUUUGAUUGAAUAUUGGGUAAUGUCAAUUGAAUUGUUGAUGAUCUGUCGAAUUGUUGAUGAUCUGUCAUUUAAUCAAAAUCUCAAUUUUGAGUAAGGUUGUUCAGCUUUAUCUAAUAGAUACUGCAGUUAUUUCCCUUGCAUUAUAAGAUACAAUUCAUUCAUUCAUUAUAAUAGUGUAAAUGAUAUAGGUGUACUGAUUAUUGGCUGAUGUUGGACAUUUUAUUUUUCAAUUACCAUUCUAAAGAAAUAAAAGUGAUGGCAUUUAAAAUAUAAAUAAUCUAGAUUUCUAAUUUAAAUAGGACGGUUAGCUAGCUGUGUGUAUUUAUAGCAUUUGUUCAUUUGUUUAAAUAAUAUAUCCAAAUAUUGUGACAAAUUCAUAUUGUUUGUUACUAUUUGUUGUUAUUUAUUGUCAUGAACUUAAGUAUGUUUUAGUGGCAAACUUUUAGUUUUCAAUUGCUGGGGCCCGUUUCAAUAAAGAUUUUUGUUGAUUUUAGUCUUAAAUUAAAACCGUCUUUGAGCCAUAUUUUUGGUUACCGUAUUUUCUCGACUAUAAGACGGGGAAAUUGGGUCCCGAUUUUUACCCCCAAAGUAGGGGACCCGUCUUAUAAGCGAGUCGAUAAAAUAUUAAAAAAAGAUUCAAGUCAAAAUCAGUAAAAUUUUACAUAGGGUAUUCGUCUAUCCAGUAUAUCGUCUGCUGAUACAAGUAUGGGGCAAUUAAGUAAACAACAACACGACAUGGUAUUUCACAACAUGUUUGUGCAAACUUGUUUUUGGCCAGUAUUAAAAAUAAACACCAAGUUGAAGAAAUAAACAUUAACUUGUUGACAUUUGUGAUGUUUAUAUAGAUUUAAGAUUACUAAAGUUACACCUUUGACCCUUUAUUGAAAUGGGCCUCUGGUAUGCUAUUUUGUUUUUUUUUAGCAAAAUAUUACUUUGAAGUUAACCUUAAUGGGUAAAGUUGCUAAGGUACAUUUUUAUGCCCUCAAAGGUGGGCAAAUUAAAAUCUCACUGUUUGUCCAUGCGUGUGUCCAGCUCAAUAAGUCGUGUCCAGACUGUAACUUUCUCUAGUAUGGAUAGAUUUUGAAAUAAUUUGCCACAUGUGUUCGACAUAUCAAUACGACGUGUCAUGUGUCACAUUUAGUGUUUGUUUAAUGUUGACUGCUGCACAUAAGGACAUAGAGUAUAGGUGAUUCUGUCCACGCUGUACCGGUAACUUUCUUUUGUAUGGACAGAUUUUAAAAUAAAUUACCACAUGUAUUCAACUUACCAAGACGAUGUUUUGCGCGUGCACCAACCCUGUCCAAUCCUCUCAGGUCAAGGUCAAACUUAGUGUUUGUUUACUUUGGAAUGCUACAUAUGAGGACAUAAAGUAUAGGUGGUCAUGUCCAGGCUCUAAUUUUCUUAUGUAUGGAUAGAUUUUUUAAUUAACAUGCCACAUGUGUUCGACAUAUCAGUGACAGCUCUUGUUCUGUUUGCAAUAAAUUAAAGCAUUCUGGUCACUAAUAUUAUAAACAAACUUCAUUGAAUACUUCGUUGACCUGUACUUUUCAACAGUUAACUGUUUUACGUGGGUAUUACUUAAUGUAAGAAAUACGAAUCCAUUACAUAUAUUACUGUCUGCAAGUAGAAUAUGCAUUUCAAGGUUUUGAAAAAUUGAUAAGUACCAGUGUUAACUUAACGAUAUUUUCGUCAAUCCACAUUGUAAAUCAGGUGCCUGCCAAAUUAUUUAAGUUUCAGUGCAUAUCAAAAACUGCCAGUCAUGGGUGUUUUUAUGUAUCAGAUGACAAAAGUGCAAAAUUUGAACUACCAUACUGCUCUUCAACAUUAAUAAAAGACAUAAGAGUGCGCCACCAAUAUGACUUUACGGCAUUAACCUGCAAACGCCCAGAUGGCAUGGUAACUUCAAACCAAUGUGGGUGGUAGCACAUCAUCUCAUCUUAAUGGGUUAAAAUUUGCAUUGUGAAUAACUAACAAAAAUUGGUCUGUUUAAGUGUCUAACUAAUUGUCAACCACAUUUCGCAAAAAAUGUUUAAAUCAGCAGUAAAUUGUGUGUGUUCAUAUACAUGUAUACCAGUUUAAACAGGGAACAAAUGAAUAACUAACAGCAAGUAAUAGUUAUAUUAUUGAAUGUUUAUUUGAAUAAGUUACUUAUGUUUUAGAUCUUUAUGUCACCUGCAUUGCAUGGCAGACAUUUAGGUUUCAUGUUGUCCUGUGUCUUAUCCUACAGCAGUAUCAUACUUUCAUGUCAGCUCUCUUACGUGAGCAUUUCUUACCUUUUACUGACCAAAACUUGGUCACACUGUUUAUUUGCCUUUUUUUCUUGACUGAGUUUUAUUAACAGGCAGAGCUUACAAUUCAUUCUAGAGUUAUGGCCCUUGAAUUGUUAAAAUUUGACCAAAUACACUUUGCCAGCUCUCUUACUUGAGCAUUUCUUAUCCAAACUUAGUCACAGUGUUUAAGUGCAUAAACUCUUGAGUCACAGCGAGUUUGUUUAAUAACUUUGACUGGUCAUUCACCUUAGGAUUUGUAACUUAUUCAAGCUUUACUUCACUGAAGUACAAUGUUUCAGGCCAAACAAAUUCGAUCAACAGCCAGAUUAUACUAUUUACCCUGGAGUUACAGCCCUUUGAUUGUCAAAUUUUGACCAAAUACAUUUAGUUUUUUCUUGAGCAAUUCUUAUCCAAUUUUUACAAAAGUUGGUUAUAAUGUUCAUGGGAUAAUAUCUCAACAAUGUUCAAUGGUGAAAUUUAUAGCUUGAGUUACAUCAAUCUUAUUUAUAAUUGAUAAUUAUCUUAUCAUUGUACCAUUCAAAUAUGUUGAUGUUCCAAGCAGGCGACAAUUUCAAUUCACAGAAUUCCAGUGUUUUUUAAUAUAAAAGAGUAAAUAAAUGCACAAGGCUACAUGAAUGUUGAUUGCAUUUGUUUGCAACACUUGCUUACCAGAUGUUUCAAAUCAUAUCUUUAUAAAGAAGGUCAAGAAACUAGUGACAUCAUUUUACAAUAACAAAUACUGAUGCAAGUAGGUUGUUUUUUGUAAGACACAAUAGUCAUUGAAGAACAAUUACUAACUGGGUUGUCAAAUACUGAUCCAAGUUGGUUGGUGGGUUUUGUAAGACAUAAUAGUCAUGAAAAACAAUUACUAACUGCAUGGGUUGUCAUUUUUCAUUGUGUCAUCAUUUCCAGCUGUGACUGAAACACAUAUCACAUAUCACAUACCAAACAUAUGAAUCAAGAUAAAGGUAUUCUGCCUCAUUGUCAACAAUGUGGACUACUGUUUCUAUUAUUUAAUCUUUAUGUCAUGCUGAUGUGAGUAAUUUGGAAGGCAUCUAAAUAUUUCCUUUGAAGGUACUGGAUAGAUCAUUGUUUUUUUCUGUGAAACAUUCUGUACUUAAACAUUUAAUUUGUGUACAUGUAUCAGUAGUAAACAUGUUGUUGUAAAAAAUUUUAAAAAAUAUAUAUCGUAUUUUAAUAAUUUGUAUGACCUAGGUAAGUCCUACUAAGGCUAUCUAUAAAAAAAGUUUGUUUGCAGUGGCCCACCUAGCUCACCUUUGAAAUUGGUUUAUUUUUAUGACCUUUGAAGUAAGUUUAUUCUUAUGACCUUUGAAGUAAGCUGUCUUUUAUUACCUUUAAAGUAUGUUUAUUUGUAAAACCUUUGAAGUAAGUUUAUUUUUCUGACCUUUGAAGUAAGCUGUCUUUUAUUAACAUGUGUUGUUAUGACCUAUGAAGUAAGCUUUAUUUUAAUGAGCUUUGGGGAAAACAGUAUUUUUAUGGUUUUUGAAGUAAGCUGUAUUUUUGUGACCUUUGAGGUAAGCUGUAUUUUUGUGACCUUUAAGGUAAGCUGUAUUUUUGUGACCUUUGUGGUAUGCUGUAUUUUUAUGUCCUUUGAGGUAAGCUAAGCUGUAUUUUUAUGAACUUUAAAUAAAGCUGUAUUUUAUGUCCUUUGAAGUUAGCUAUAUUUUUAUGACAUUAAAGGUAAGCUAUAUUUUUAUGACCUUUGAAGUAAACUGUAUUGAUGUGACCUUUGAAGUAAACUGUAUUGAUGUGACCUUUGAAGUAAGAUGAUUUUUAUAUGACCUUCAAUAUAAGAGGUAUUGUUAUGAUCUUCAAUGUAAGCUGUAUUGUUAUGACCUUUGAUGUAAGCUGUAUUUUUAUGACUUUUGAAGUUGACUGUCUGUAUAUGACUUUGAAGUAAGCUGUAUGCUGUUCUCUUGAUUGUGUCAAGUAAAAACUCUGUCUUAGAUAAGAAAAUAAAAUAGUAUGAUCGAG
This is a messenger RNA of Mya arenaria, 6219 nucleotides long. RefSeq names its product BTB/POZ domain-containing protein KCTD6-like. Gene Ontology annotation, biological process: protein homooligomerization. The record is from RefSeq and is a predicted model, not a curated record. Bases 117 to 881 code for a protein of 254 amino acids. The transcript is spliced from 2 exons. Gene Ontology annotation, molecular function: protein binding. Lineage: Eukaryota; Metazoa; Mollusca; Bivalvia; Myida; Myidae.